ACUGUUUCUCAGAAAGAGUAUCCAGGUGUAGCACCAAGUAUCUCACAGUAGAGACGAUGUGAUGGAAGCAACCAGGGGUUGGUGUUUUCGGGUCGACAGAGUUGUAAGUGGAGAAUCACAGAGAUAUUUAGCGUCCUCAGAGAAGAGAACGAAGACGCGGUGCUGACCACGCCAAAUCAGACAUUCAGAGCAGCUCUGGUGCUCCACGGAAAGGACAUAUCAGGGAAAAUGGGCUAUGACAGAUGUAUACAGAUUCUAUCGGUUCUUCUUUUGUGCGGGGCGAGUUGGGCGCAGGGUCCUGUAGCGGCGCCAGCCCCGUCUUUUACACCUGCUGAUGCAAUUCGUAUCGCGUGUGGCUCAGCUUCCGAUGUCAAAAUUGGUACCCGGGUUUUUUUAGCUGACGUUCAAGGUACUGGACAAGGGGUUGCAGGAAGAACAAAUCAGAAUAACGGUGCUUUGUCGGCGUACGCUCCACUUCUCACCUCUGCGAGGUUCUUCACUUCUGCAUUUAAUUACAAUUUCACGGUUAGUCCAGGGAGACAUUGGGUUCGCCUGUUCUUCUAUCCAUUUGCGUUCUCAUCUUUUCAGCCGAGUAAUUCAUUCUUUGACAUAAGUACCAAGGAGGUCGGUCUUCUCUCCAACUUCAGCGCAGUGACCUUCGUCACCGCAGACAGCCCUUAUUUUGUUCGAGAGUACUUCCUGAACAUCACUUCAAAGGACCUCGUUCUUACUUUCAUUCCACGGUCAAAUUCGUAUGCUUUCAUAAACUUGCCAGAAGUUUGUACAGUUGGAGACAUGAGCCAUUAA
Molecule: messenger RNA, 807 nt
Organism: Physcomitrium patens
Lineage: Eukaryota; Viridiplantae; Streptophyta; Bryopsida; Funariales; Funariaceae
Source: RefSeq, a predicted model, not a curated record